Messenger RNA from Insectozyma verbasci, 1080 nucleotides. The record is from the annotation of a GenBank genome assembly. Lineage: Eukaryota; Fungi; Ascomycota; Pichiomycetes; Serinales; Debaryomycetaceae.
AUGAAAACAAUUAGAAGUUUAGCUACAGCAGCUAAUAAUAAUAUUAAAAAGCCAUCUAACUCACCACAGUUUAACGUAUUUGAUAGAUCAACAAAAUUAAUUCAUAGAUCAAAAUAUGCAAAAUUAGAUCCCGAAUUAUCAAGAAAGAAGGACUACUUACGUAACGAAAUUGCAAUUAAAACUAUAGAAAGAUUGGCAUUUAUAACUAGACCAUUUGAUAAAUUAUUAGAUUUUGGAUCAAAUUCGGGUAAUUUUCUAAAUCAAUUAUGUACAACUUCAAAACUCCCAAAAGCACUAAGUGGUGAUGAAGUUGAAAUUAAAAUAAUAGAUCAAUUAAAUAAAGAUAAAGAAGUGGUCAGGAACAAAAUAAAAGAUGUAUAUUUAUUUGAUUCUUCUGAAUCAUUAUUAAAUAGAGAUUCAUCCCAGAAACUAGAUCAUCCAUUCCCUGGUAAAAUUCAUAAAUUCAUCGCUGAUGAAGAAUCGUUUGAUCAUGAAAUACUCCUUCAAAAUGAAAAUCAAUUUGAUGCUGUCAUUUCUAAUUUAAGUCUACAUUGGAUAAAUGAUCUACCUACCACAUUAUCAAAUAUAAACAAAAUUUUAAAACCAGAUGGUUUAUUUAUGGGAACUGUUUUUGGAGGGGAUACGUUAUAUGAAUUAAGAACAUCAUUACAAUUAGCAGAAUUGGAAAGAAAAGGAGGUAUGUCUCCAAGAGUAUCACCAUUAAUACACUUAAAUGAUGUUGGAAACUUAUUAAAUCGUGCUGGGUUUUCAAUGUUGACUAUUGAUGCUGAAGAUAUUAUAGUUGGUGGAUUCCCUGACAUCAUUUCCCUCUGUGAAGAUUUACAAAUUAUGGGAGAACAAAAUGCUGUUUUAUCUAGAUCAAAUUAUUUACCAAGAGACGUAUUGUUAGCUGCUAAUGAAAUAUAUAAAAGUUUACAUGGUGAAAUUCAAUCAAAUGGUGAUGUAUUAUUACCUGCGACUUUCAAUAUAAUAUUUAUGAUUGGAUGGAAGAAAUCAAAAGAUCAACCACAGCCAUUACAAAGAGGAACUGGUGAAAUAAAUUUAAAAGAAGUGUUGUAG